UCGGACGGAUCGACUGCAUGAAUGACCGCAUGGAUUGUUUUUGCGGGCAACGGUUAACGUUUCGUAGUGCCUGCGAAUUAGCACUUUCAAGUGCUAAUUCGCGUAAGGCUAUCGUAGGAAUAUACUAAAUACGAAUUUUUGGGUCCUGGAUAGUUUAUAAAAUUGUUAUAGCUUUUGCAUCGUUUUAGUGCACAGUGACAACUGUUUUUGUGUACAGACUAAUCAUGUGCUUAUCUUGUGAAUUUGUUUAACUGAACAAAUGUAAAUGUUUUAUAUUAUUUGUACAAGAGAACUGCAGAGUAAACAUACAUGUACAAUGUUGAAAUGAUCAAUUCAGAAAAUAGUGUACGACUGUAGGCAUGAAUAACAUGUCUGUGUCGUUUCCUUUUCUUCUUGGGCUGUACGCAUAACAAUUACCAAAACAGUGGGUGGUCAAUUGAUUUGUCUCUCUGUUACGAGGAUGAUGAUGAUGGACAUGGGCAUGUACGGGACCUACGGCAAGUCUGAUUCAUAUCCUAACUACGUGUUCUCGGGUCAAGGAAACCAUCAUCAUCAUCAUCACCAUCAUCAGUCGUCAUCCGUCGGCGGUCACGUGUCAGUACCUCCUUCUCCAGAGGUAGCUCCAACUCAUUAUUACCCCCAGACUGCAGUGGCGCCAUAUUCUUCAUCAUCCUCCGAGAGUUUCCUAACUGCCGACUCGGGUGCGUCGUCCAGUACGCCGCCUCAAGGCUUCUACUCUCCGACGGGUGCCGUUCUCCAUGAGAAUGGUUCCACCACAGCAAUAAUCUCUUCGGAGAACGGUCUGAGUUAUACCAACCUGGAUUACGCGUCGUCUUCAUAUCCGAAUCAACAGCAGCACGCGGUAACAUCAGUGGAUCCACAUCAAAAUUACCAUGUUCAGCAACCUGCCUACCGGGAAGAUCAUCAUCAUCAUCAUCAUCAUCACCCGCCUGCUGGCAGCAGCCUUCAUCAAACCACGGUACUUCAAGCUAGUCAUCCAAGAACGGAACACGAUCAGCAACUUCAUCAUCAAUCCUCUAGUCAUCACCACCAUCAUCACCACCACCACGAGCCGGAAUACCAAAUAGCGGUCGGCGGCACCUCAAACUACCUCCACCAAUUGUCGUCAUCGGACGAAUCCUUGCACUAUCAGACACAGAUUCAGCAAAACGAGUUCUCCACGCAUCCACCGGGACACUAUAAGGAAGAGAAUUCAGAUGCGACAUCCUAUCACGUUUUGCAGCAAUCUGGCCACCUUCAACAUCCUCAUCAGCACGGGCACCAUCAUCAUCAGCAGCAGCAGCAUUCGCAUGCGCAUCAUCCACAACAGCAACAACAACAGGCGCAGGUACCAACCUACAAAUGGAUGCAAGUCAAGAGAAACGUACCUAAACCAGUCGCGACGAAAGCGAACCCGAACGCGGUCGAGUACGGCGGCGGUACAGUUGCUGGACCAAGUUCCUCGGUAUACGGAAGUACCGCCAGUGGAACAGUGAACUGUAUCGCCGGUUCGUUGGCCGGCAUCGCCGGUAGCUUCAACAAUACCGGGCGCACGAACUUCACGAAUAAACAGCUGACCGAACUGGAGAAGGAGUUUCACUUCAACAAGUACCUGACGCGAGCGAGACGCAUCGAGAUCGCUUCCGCGCUGCAGCUGAACGAGACACAGGUGAAGAUCUGGUUCCAAAACAGACGUAUGAAACAGAAGAAACGUAUGAAGGAGGGCCUGAUACCGGCAGAUAGCACGAACGUGACGGCCUUGAGCGGUGCCAGGAGCAGCAGCAACUCACCGACGGGCUCGUCCAGCCACGAGAUCGGCGGCCUCGGCUUAUCCAGCUUCACCAGCGACAACAGUAGGGAAUCGCCCCCAUCUUCCAAGGAUUGACGCGAUUUUUGCUGCAGUAAUGAACGGCACUAUGGUCUAUGAUUCGACAAGCUGAUCGCAAAGCACUAUCUGCUCCUGGCUCGGAGAGGCCAAAAGUUCAAUGAGAAUCGUGACAAUUUACUGCAGCCACACAGAAACCACUUUCUAAUUUAUUCUUUCAGGCUGCAUCGUGAAUGUAAUACCGUGGACUUUUUAAGACGAGUAAUGUCAUUCCGUAUCUUGAAAGUAGAGGUAUGUGAUAUAUAUGUGUAUAUUCGGGGGAUACGUCUCUAUCUUCCCGUUUCUAAACUAUGAAUAGAAUGUGACAUUGGUUUCUCUGAUUACAUCAUAUAUUGUACGGAUGAUCCCGAAGUGGCAGAACUCGCAGAAGUGGCGUGUAGCUUCGAAAGAGUUCAAUACGGUAUUAUUUAUUGCAUUUCGGAACGUGUUUUUUUUUCAUUCUAAAUUCCCUCUUUCAAUCAGUGCGUUAAAUAUUAAGUAUGUAUAUUAAUUUUCCAUAUUAUUUAUUCCAUAUAUUU
Nylanderia fulva is the source of this 2403-nucleotide messenger RNA. RefSeq lists its product as uncharacterized. NCBI's taxonomy places the organism in Eukaryota, Metazoa, Arthropoda, Insecta, Hymenoptera, Formicidae. Gene Ontology annotation, molecular function: RNA polymerase II cis-regulatory region sequence-specific DNA binding; DNA-binding transcription factor activity, RNA polymerase II-specific. Gene Ontology annotation, cellular component: nucleus. The record is from RefSeq and is a predicted model, not a curated record. Gene Ontology annotation, biological process: regulation of transcription by RNA polymerase II.